AUGUCUGAUCAGGGAUCGCCGCGAUAUGACGAUUAUCAACAGGGUGAAGUGCCGGCAUCACCGGAUCCGCAAUCACCGUAUGACGACAACUAUAAUGCUCCGGAAUCGCCAGAUGCAGCAGCCCAAGACUUGUACAAAGAUGAUUCGGCUGGCGAGGUGUUGACGGAGCAGCAAACACAAGAAUCCGCGGAAUCACCGCCAUUGGAGUCUCCUGAAUCUCCACCGCCGCAGGAGCAAGAAGAGCAGCCGUCGAAUACUAGCUCAAAGCGGGCUGUUCUUGAAAGCGAUGACGAUGAAGCUGGAGCAUCAAACAAGAGGGCGUUGAUUGAAUCAGAUGCUAGCGACGAUGAAAGGCCAGCAAAGAAGAAGGUUGUAAUGUCGGACGAGUCUGACGAUGACGAUGAAGCUUUAAAGGAGAAAAAAGCGGCAGAGUUAUUCGGGGACGACAGCGAUAAUGACGACGAUAACGCUGAAUCCAAAACAAACCAGGAUGAUGAGGACGGGGAGCACGAGUUUGAGGAGAAGGAGGAACAGGAGGAGACUGGCGAGCAGCAGCAGCCUGCGGGUGACAGCGAUGAUGACGACGGCGUGAUACGCGAUGACGAUGAUGAUCGUCGAAACGGCGGCUUCGAAUGGGAUUUCGACAUCAUGUUGAAGCAGAAGAAGGCGGAAAGAAAGAGACGGGUGAGACGGCACGGAAAAGACGGUGGAAUCGAUAUCAUCAAUGAUGAUGAUGGAACAAUCAGCUAUCUUGUGGAGAGGAUGAAAUCGGCGGCAAAAGCUGACCGCGCGUCGAACGGAGCUCGCAAACCGGCCUUCCAGAAGGUCAAACUUCUUCCUGAAGUGAAGGCGAUGAUGAUGAGGGCUGGUAUCGUCGAAGCUCUGGUUGACAAUGGAUUUAUGAGCGCAAUAUCGGAAUGGUUGGCGCCGCUUCCCGAUAAAAGUCUCCCCGCAUUGGAUAUUCGAAUCACAUUACUCAAAUUGUUGCAUAAUCCGAGAUUUUGGAAGCUUGAUAGAAGCACAUUGAAACAAUCGGGUUUGGGAAAAGCUGUAAUGUUGCUGUAUAAACACCCAAGUGAGACCAAAGAGAAUAAGAUGAUCGCGAACAAGCUGAUCGGCGAAUGGGCGCGUCCGAUUUUCCAGCUUGACACUGAUUAUAGUACGUUGACCCGCGAGGAGCGACUUCAUCGCGAUUUUGAGAGAAUGCCUGAGGUUAAGAAGAAGAAGCUCAAAAAUUUCAGCAUCAACCUUAACGGAGAGGAUGAUGAGCGCGAGAAGCGAAAACCGCAAAUCAAGGAGCACGCCGAUUUUGAAACGACAUCGUCUGGUGAAUUGCGACCGGGUGAUAAGGGUUAUAUCAAUCGGGCUCGUGUGCCGAAGCCAUCGAGCCGCGAUUAUGUUGUGCGGCCGAAAUGGAAUGUCGAGGGAGAAUGCAAGGAGCGCAAAGCCACUGGCAUCCGACGCUAUGAUCAAGCGCUUCGCGAAUUUCAAGAGCGAACUAAGAAAUCGAAGGUUUCUCGCGCGGUGUGCGUUUCGCUGGAAGGACGCAAUUUGGCUAUUUGA
Caenorhabditis bovis is the source of this 1563-nucleotide messenger RNA. NCBI's taxonomy places the organism in Eukaryota, Metazoa, Nematoda, Chromadorea, Rhabditida, Rhabditidae. The record is from the annotation of a GenBank genome assembly.